GGCGGAAAACAUGUCGGGCUGAGACGCCUUCACAGUCUCCCCUGGGGCUCCGAAAUCUCACCUUCAACCAAUCCGGCAGGACUUUGCUCAAGCGCAUACACAUAAAAAAAACACCAGUUAUUCUUAUUUAACACAACUAUAUAUAUUUUUUUUAUUGUAUCCCUGUAACUUUAUUAUCAGCAAAAAUCCAAUUAUGUUGUAAAUGAAUCUCUAAUUUGUAUCUGAAGUUCACAUGGUAGAGUGGGAAUAUCCGACAGCAAUUGAAUGCAGCAAAAGGAAUAUUCUUGAACGCAGACACCAUGUUGUUAUACUGUGAACCUGCUCUGAACGAAAGUGGGGGUUUAUUUUUACUUUAGCCAUUAGCGAUUAUGACACAUGUGGUUAUAUAAUAUUAUGUUAUCAAAAAUAUUGUCACCAUUUUUUUUAAGUGAGUUGAAUAUAUGACGCAUGUGUGUGUUGGGCUGAUUGCAACCAAUCCAGGAGGCCAUAUUGAUGAAACACAUUUUAAUCAGGACGGUUUCCAGUGAGUGUUUCACUGUGGCCGGUUUUCCAUUAUGUAAUGUUUACCUUUGUUCGAUUUCCGAGCGACUGCCCGUCCCAUGAAAGGCCCCAUGCUGCCCCCUCCUGGGUGGCUCGACGAAUAUUUACUACGAACUGCAUUUCCCGGCAUACACCAGACGAGCGCGUGUGCAGAGUGGGUUAGAUCUCCAACCAAUGCGCACGGGGAGCAGCGGCGUUCAAGUGCAGGUGACAGCGAGACACGCAGAUGGUUGUGAGAUCUGCGGUGCUGCGCUAGCGUAGAGGCUGGUACCACACUUUCGGACGGAGUGAACUGCGCGGCAAAAGAAGGGAGACACAAACAAAAACAUGUGGCGGAGGCUUUGAGAUAACGGUACUGCAGGUGAGGAAAACAUCUGGCUCGUGACGGACGGUGGACACCAUGGGUUUACAUUCAGGCCAAAAGAAGCACUUUCCCCUGCGGGGGAUCGACGGUGUUGUUCAGCUGUUUGACGCUGAGCUCCGCAAGCCUGAGCCGGACUUAGCACUCCUUUCCCUGGUCCUGGGUUUUGUCGAGCACUUCCUGGCUGUGAACCGAGUCAUCCCCAUAAACGUCCCAGGAGUACGGUUUGAGCCUCUGGAGCCAGACUGCCCCAACUCCUGCUUCCCCACAGUGGAGCUGGGAAUGAUCUCGGCACUGUACGAGCGCUUCACGGCCCAGAUCCGGGGUGCGGUGGACCUGUCCCAGUACCGGAGGACUGCUUCAGGGUCCAGCAGGGAGCUGGUGAAGAAAGUGUCAGACGUGAUCUGGAACAGUCUCAGCCGCUCAUACUUCAAGGACCGGGCUCACAUCCAGUCUCUCUUCAGUCUCAUCACUGGCACCAAACUGGACAGCUCUGGGGUUGCGUUUGCGGUGGUGGCGGCCUGCCAGGUUCUCGGCCUGAAGGAUGUCCACUUAGGACUGUCGGAAGACCACGCUUGGGUGAUCUUCAGCAAAGGCGGCGAAGAGACUGCAGAGGUCACCUGGCAUGGGAAGGGGAACGAGGACCGACGGGGACAAACAGUCACAGCAGGAGUUAAUGAGAAAAGUUGGCUGUAUCUGAAGGGCUCCUACAUGAAAUGUGACAGAAACAUGGAGGUGGCCUUCAUGGUCUGUGCUAUCAACCCAUCACUGGACCUACAUACUGACAGCUCUGAGCUCCUGCAGCUGCAGCAGAAACUCCUCUGGUUGCUGUAUGACCGCGGUGACCUGGACAGGUAUCCGAUGGCUAUGGGCACUUUGGCAGACCUGGAGGAUCAGGACCCAAUACCAGGCAAAGAGAACCCCCUAAAAAUCCACCUCAAGGCCGUAAGCUCUGCCCAGAAGCACUACAACAACGAGCACAUCUACCCCUACAUGUACCUGGCUGGUUUCCACUACAGACACAAGGAAGUGCGGGAGGCUCUGAGGGCCUGGGCCAAGGCAGCUCAGGUCAUGCAGGAGUAUAACUAUUUCCGAGAGGACGAGGAGAUCUAUAAAGAGUUCUUUGACGUUGCAAAUGAUGUCGUCCCCACUCUGCUGAAAGAGACCCCUUCUGCAGACAGUCCCGGGGAGGGAGGAGAGGGGGGAGAAGGAGCCGACAAGGAGCUCCCCAAACAAGCUGCAGCCUUCUCGGCACUCCAGGACCCAGAAUGCUUUGCUCACCUGCUGCGUUUUUAUGAUGGUAUCUGCAAAUGGGAGGAGGGCAGUCCCACGCCGGUCCUUCAUGUGGGCUGGGCCACCUACUUGGUUCAGUCCCUGAGCCGCUUUGAUGCUCAGGUGCGUCAGAAGGUGUCCAUCAUCACCAAAGAGCCAGAGUCCCAGGACGAUGAUGACCAGUCCAGUGAUGACCCCCGGGAGGGCCGCCGGAGAGGCCCCAGGAGGGAGUCCAGGCUGGAGGAGCAGAACUCUUCUUCCCCUCCUGCUGCUCCCACCUCCCCAUCCACCCAGCUUCCAGGAGCAUCUCAGCCCAGGAAGGUUGGUGAGGGAGGCGGCCGCCGCCGCUCCUCGCUGAGUCAGAGGAGUGGAGACGCCGAAGGAAAACCCAAGUCCCCAGAUUCUGCAUCCUCCCCGUUGUCCCAGCAGCAGGCGUCCCCCUCCCCGGCCGGUCCUGUUGUCGUCUUUCAGAGCGAGAAGAUGAAGGGGAUGAAGGAGCUGCUGCGCGCAGCCAAGGUGAACUCCAGCGCCAUCAAGCUACAGCUCACCGCCCAGUCACAGGUCCAGAUGAAAAGACAGAAGAGCACCCCCACCGGGGAUUACUCCAUGUCCUUCAUGAAGCGGCAGCGCAAAUCGCUCUAGACAUGCUGAUUGUUGUAGAGAUUCUGUACGACAUACUGUGAACAGCCGCACGGACGCCCGACUAACCUCGCUCUCGUUUGUGAAACUUUUUUGCUGUGUUUUCAUCCGGAGGUCGUUUUCAGUGAACACCCUCAUAGUUCCCAGGAAUAUAUUUGACAUGCACAGAUGUUCUGCAGUUAAAUGUCACACAUCAGGUUUGAACUGAAGGAAUGAACUUUUCACUGUUUUUAUUUAAAAAGAAAUCCUCCCUUUUUCGGGGAACUACCUGGUUGAUCAUUUGUAACCUUCACUCAUUAGUUUUGUGUUUUAAUUGGCAGCCAAUUGUACACUGACUAUUAACUUCUCAUUGACUUAUACAUGGGUGUUUGAAGCCAAAGUAACGACGAGGACCAGAAUUCAACGUACAGAUGUGUAAAUAUCAACUUGUACCAUUAGGAACCUGUUCAUAACUGAAGCCUUGGAAGUAAUUAAUUUAGGAUAGUUACUGUGUAACAUUGUCCACUUCUGCUCUAUCGACAGCUUCUUUCUUGCUAGCUCUUUGUUGCCUUACUUUGCUUUUGUUCUUUUCUAAAGUAGGUGGCCUUUAGUUUUGAGAAUAGCUGAGCGAGGCCUAUUUUUAAUGAUUAGAGAAGACCAGGAAGACCAUGCACUGUUGAGACGGAGCCACAUUAGGCGGCCCUGCUACAUCCUAUUUGCUUGAUGACUUGUGGUUUUUUGUUCUUGUUUUGUAUCUGCAAGUAAUAAAGACCUGACGACA
Hippoglossus stenolepis (Pacific halibut) is the source of this 3572-nucleotide messenger RNA. It is a transcript of the gene men1, whose product is annotated as multiple endocrine neoplasia I. Gene Ontology annotation, biological process: negative regulation of cell cycle; regulation of transcription by RNA polymerase II; negative regulation of cell population proliferation. The coding region runs from base 941 to 2815 and encodes 624 amino acids. The record is from RefSeq and is a predicted model, not a curated record. The transcript has 10 exons. Gene Ontology annotation, cellular component: histone methyltransferase complex; nucleus; chromatin. Gene Ontology annotation, molecular function: transcription cis-regulatory region binding; chromatin binding; Y-form DNA binding. NCBI's taxonomy places the organism in Eukaryota, Metazoa, Chordata, Actinopteri, Pleuronectiformes, Pleuronectidae.